Molecule: messenger RNA, 552 nt
Organism: Soboliphyme baturini
Lineage: Eukaryota; Metazoa; Nematoda; Enoplea; Dioctophymatida; Soboliphymatidae
Source: the annotation of a GenBank genome assembly
AUGAAGACACCGUUGGACGAUUCGAGUGCGGCCCUCACUAUUUUCGCACUGCUGUUCCUCACUGAAGUGACCGUUAAAGGCGAAGAUGCACAGCCCGCCAUACAAAACCCGAGGCUUAAGUUCGUGAUCAACAGUCAAGGCUGUCCGGUGUGUCAAUGCAACGGUGAGAACCACCUCAUGGUUGAGAACUUCAUCUGCGUCUAUCCGCCAGUUUCUUCGAAUCUGCCACAAGCUUGCAAAUACACGUUUGAAUGUCCCAGCAAGCAGGAAUGCUUGGGGAUACGCUGCACAGAUUCAAAAAGGACUACACAUUUGGAAGGAAUGUUCUGUGGCUAUGACUUUCAGUGUCCCGAAGACUACGAGUGCCACAAUAUGGCAUGCGAUCUUGGAACUGCGAAACACACUAAUCAAGUGUGCUACAACUCGACAGAAUGCGGCUCUGAUCAAACCUGCAAGCAUUGGACUUGCUAUUACAAUUCGUCUGCGACGGUGAAAGGAAGCAUCAUAAUUGCGGUCAUUUUUCUGAUCGUUCGACAAUCAGUAUUCGAUUGA